Molecule: messenger RNA, 1223 nt
Organism: Schistosoma mattheei
Lineage: Eukaryota; Metazoa; Platyhelminthes; Trematoda; Strigeidida; Schistosomatidae
Source: the annotation of a GenBank genome assembly
UAAAUAAACCGAAUAGUAAUAAUAAUGAGAAGAAUAUCAAUAAGAAUGAUAAUAAUUUAAGCUAUUACACAAAAACUGAUGAACAUAAAACUGAGAACAAAGAUGAUAAAGUUAUUUCAAAAAAUCAACCAACUGUUACUCAAAGCAUUACAUCAGUAUCGUUUGUUUCAGGUAGUGAUAAGUAUGAUUCGACUAAGUCAAAUGAAGAUAAAACAUCAUCUAAGAGUACAGUCAGUAAACCUGUAUCAAUGAAUGAUAUUGAAACUCAAAUAGAAAAUUUAUUACAGGAAAAUUUAAAGAAACUGAUUUCGAAGAUUCAGAAAACAAAAACAGAUGAAAGUAAGCAAUCGUCUUCACUACCAUCUUCACCAUCCGAAUCCUCAUCAACACUACCAGAUCAACUGCCUCCUUCACUUGUUAAAAAGGAUGAAAAUUAUUACAAAUAUUAUAGAUCUAAUCAUGACGAAAUGCGGCGUAGACCUAACAAUGAAGAUGAUGAAAGGAAACUACAUGAUAGACAUCAUCAUGAACAUGAUUACCAUCAUGAUAGACGAGAUGACGAACAUAGGUUCCAUAAGCCAGAAGAAUACAAACCUUGGUCAGAUAAGCAUGAACCUCGACCUUCAACUAAGGACAGAAAUAUGCCACCAUCUCAUCAUCAUGACCAUCCGGACUCUCAUUUUCCAUCUCAUCAUCCAUUCCCAUUAGAGUCUGAAAGUGAGUCACACAAUCCGCCAUCAAGAAAUCCAUUUCCCAAGCCAUUUCGACAUCAUGAAUCGUAUAAAAAAUAUCAAGAAAUUCCAUAUAGACCUCGUUCUCAUGAAGAAGAAUUUUCAGAUCGUCAUGUUCAUGAAGAUGAGGAUGAUGAUCGAAAUUCUCACCGGUCCAAAAUACCACCAAAAAAGCCAAAAAGUAUUGUUCAAGGUGUAUCAGCUACUGUCAAUCCUACUCAGCCAUUAAGUGGCAAUGAAGCUAACACUAAAAUUCUGGAUUCUGUAUCAAUCCCACUGACUAUCAAUAUUGAUGACUUAUCCUCUACUGAUUGUCCAUUUACGCCAUGCACAAAAACGUGUCCAGGUGGUUUGUAUAAGCUUAACGAAACUACAGGUUGUGCAACUUGUAAUUGCUGUCCUAGCAUUACCUGUUACAACCAGUGCAUUCAAGGAUAUGAAGCAGAUGAAUAUGGAUGCCCUACAUGCAAAUGCUUAACAUCUUAUUAUUGA